AUGAACAACCAGAGUCGUGAGGAGAAUAAUUCAAACAACCCUCGUUUCACCUCCUCCCAUCAUCCAUUCCUUCAACCUAUAUUCCCACCAAAUCCCAAUCUUUUCACUCAACAAAAUCCAUCCUCUCAACCAAUUUUCCCUCCAAAUCCCGCCAUUUUUUCCCCAAAUCUCUCUUUUCAACCUGGAUUCCCUCCACCAUGGAUUCCUUUAAAUCCCUUCUCUCCUCAAUUAUAUCCAAUCAUUUCACCAUUUCCUCCAAGUACUUCAGAACAAACAUCAACAAAGGACCAAGAAUCACCCAAGUUGGAACAUGUUGACAAGUCAUCGGUUACCAAUAUCAACCCCAUCAAAUCACCCAAUCCUACCAGAGAAAUUGAAAAAACCUUUCAAAAUUCAAAGAGAGUCUUGGUGAUAAAAGAGCAACCACAAAUGAUAUGCAAACAUCCUUAUCAAAAACGUUCCAUGAUGGAACGUAUUGAUAAAUGGCGUAAAUUGAAAGGCGUUGGUGGUUUUGGUGGUUUCUCUAUCCCUCCAUACAUACCAAUGGCGCAAAUUAAAUUUUCGCCAUAUGAACACACUUUAAGUGAUCAUUAUAAGUGUGAGGAAGAAAGAGCAAAGAAAAAGAAGAAGAUUGCUUUUCAUUGGCAGAGAUUGGAAGUAUUGAAAGACGUAUCUACUGUUGAUAAAUUUGGAGACUUAUUAAGGACUGCUUAUUUGGAGCGUGGAAUUAGUGAGGGCCCUUUCAAACCCGCAGCCGCAGCAAACAGCCGAAAAGGACGGCUGCCAGCUCCUGCUGACUUCCCAAACUUUGUGGAAAUCCAGAAUCCUCCAGAAUCCGGAUGUUUACGGAUUUUGGCGGUUGUUUUUGGCUUUACAACGAAUAAAAUUUUUAACAAUAAAAAUGCAAAACAACAGCAACAACAACAAUUCCGAACAAGCUUUGGCAUGUUAUCCUUGAACGAAAUGAAUUCAAAUGUGGAGCUAGACAACCAAUCCACAUCAACUUACACCCACGAAACGAAUUCUGAUCUUCAUCUUCUCUAUGACUAUCUUACCGAUAUAAAAUUCACACCAUCAGACAUCAAUUCAGUAAUUCGUAUUUUUGAAGAAAAUGCUAUCAGAAGCAUUGCUGUUCUAAAUUUAUUUGAUGAUGAAGAGAUCAUGUCAUUUGCACUUCAUGUGAAGCAGUGA
Molecule: messenger RNA, 1191 nt
Organism: Naegleria lovaniensis
Lineage: Eukaryota; Heterolobosea; Eutetramitea; Acrasida; Naegleriidae
Exons: 1
Coding region: 1-1191 (396 amino acids)
Source: RefSeq, a predicted model, not a curated record